CUCUCGCUGGGAUAAUACGCUACAGUUGCGAAGAUGCAACAUUGGAUCAAUUUGUUACCGUGUCUUCUAGGACUAGUAAUAGUUACUAACUCUCAGGCACCGGGAGAUGGUAACGAUACUUGCGUGGAUCCGACUCGCUACGAGAGUCGUCAGCGACGACUCAUGGACUCGUGGGACUACGAACUACUACUUCCUCAGCCGUCUGACGGUACAGGUGGCGUGUGGCAGACCUUGGAUGUGGAUGGAGAUAACAUAGCAAUAUGGGGAACUGCUAUCGGCAUCAUUUGCAGACAGGAAGUUUCAGUUUGCGAAGGCGAGACUGACGGGCAAGAGAAUUGGUUAAUAACACAGUAUAUCUCGGUUCCGUCUCACGUGAGGAGCCUCCAAGUGAUGAUACAGUCAAAACCUGCAAGAUCAAAUUGUCGUCCUUCUGCUCCAUCUUGUGUCGAUGAUCUGUCACUGUAUGUGUGGGAGACUCCAACUCAGAACAACCUGUUAGCUGCAGUCACCAGUAACUAUCAGUUUGUUGCUAACAUCAGUGUCGGAGAAACGGUGAUAGAACUUUCUCAACUCAGUCAGUCUGGGUUCUACCUGGGUAUCAGGGACAAUGGGACGUGUGUCAUAGUCAGUCGAGUGUUGGUCUACUAUGAGCCUGUGUGUGAGGCGGGGAGUAAGGGUCUGGUGAGAGUGGACCAGAACACCUCUCCUGGGAACACUCUCCAGGGCCACUGUGUGGAGAACAGUGUGUCCACUAGUGACUCUGGACCUCCACGACUGGAGUGUCUGGAGUCUGGGUUGUGGAGAGUUGUUAAUUGCCCACAAGGAAAUCCACAGUGCAGAGCUCCAGAACCAUGUGCAUGCCAGGCUGGAUAUCAACCAGAGACAGUUAAUGACGAACUAGUUUGCUCAGCUUGUUCGGUAGGGAUGUUCUCUGAAGGAGGUGAUGACGUGUGCAGGCCAUGUCCUGGCAACAGUAACUCUACUGCACCAGGAAUGGGACUGUGCCCCUGUCUCAAUGGCUACUAUCGACCUUUGGGGUCUGAAUCGACAAGCAACGACUGCAUUCUGCCACCAGAUGAGGUCACAGAAAGCUCGGACGCUGGUCUUGUUAUAGGUGGUGUCGUUGGGGCCAUAUUUGGUUCCUUUUGUGCCAUUCUUCUCAUAGCGAUAGCGUUCAUUGUCGACUUAUACUUGGCAGACACAUUCAGAGACGAAAGAGCAAUCACUACGACGUCAUCCCUGCCACCUCCGGUCCUAUGA
Molecule: messenger RNA, 1260 nt
Organism: Geodia barretti
Lineage: Eukaryota; Metazoa; Porifera; Demospongiae; Tetractinellida; Geodiidae
Source: the annotation of a GenBank genome assembly